AGCUUAGCUUCCCCGGGAGGCUGAACUUUGAUUUGGUCUUUGUUUGCGCCGUUAAAUUAAAUAUCCUUGCCCAGCCGCUCGGCCUCUGUGCUCAUCCUGGCUGCCCAGGGACAAUGCCAGCAAUUCCAGUCAUUUCCUUAAUAGAAAUCUUAUCUUUUGUGACGCCUUCGCCGUGUGCCUAAGCCGGAUAUCGCACCUUUGACAUCUGCCCUUGGCUCCUGACAAAGCAGCUCCAUGCUGAGCACUCAUAGAACUCUAACUUCCGGUCCGGCUUUUUGGGUGAAAAUCAUUUGAAAAAAUUGGGUGUUUAUUUAUACCAACACUAGCAGACGAAACCAUGAGCUCUUGCUGUGCAACUCAGACGACGUGUUGUGCGUGUCCGCCAGGUCUUAGAUUGGAGAAGACGCCGCAGGCUCCACUCUUCGACAUGCUGGGUCCGCAUCCAGAUGAGGUCAUCAUGACGAUCCUGGACCGCAUCCUCUAUCUAUCGGGCGCCACAAAAAUUAUUCCAAUGCUGGAGUUGGCGAAACAAGGAUCCGCUCUUAAGAAGGAAUCUUGCCCCCCAUCAGCACCUUGUACACCAAUACAUUGCACUUCCGCAAGCAGUUCUUCGGCUUGGAAUACCUGCUACUCCACGCCGUCGACCAUCUGUUGUCCUAAGGCAACGCGAUGCUGCUGCUGUCCAAAAGUUCCUCCAGUGCCCUGCUGUUCUAAGGCUACUUCAAAAUCGUCCUGCAUCAAGACCACUAGUCGGCUAAGUGCUGCCGCCUGUUGUCCUCGGCAGCGUACGCCCAGGGUGGAUUUCGAUCACCCGGCGGAGAAUAUUCCGUUGAGAAAGAGCGCGGGCAGUGCCACGAUAAGGGAUCGGAUGAUUCGAUCCAUUUCCACCUGUUCGCUUGCCUGCCAGCAGCUGAAAGACAAGCUUACAUCCCAGGAAUCUCAAGGACGCAAGGACCAAAAGUGGUUGUGGACCCGGUUGAUUCGUGGCGACAAUGGCUGCAUGGUUUACGAGGUGUACAAAGACUCCGAUGCAGGCAACUCUCCCUCCGAGAUCAAAUCGGAGGCACCCAUCAUCCUUUUUCUAGUCAUGCCGAAUGGUUACAUCAUGCCUUUUGAGUCUCUUGGCGGUCCUUAGGGAGAAAAGAAUUACACAAAUUGUAUGCUUUUUAUAUACUUUUAGCAUGUGGUCAGUUAAAAAUAAACCUUCACCUGUACUUUUAA
Molecule: messenger RNA, 1221 nt
Organism: Drosophila erecta
Lineage: Eukaryota; Metazoa; Arthropoda; Insecta; Diptera; Drosophilidae
Exons: 2
Coding region: 338-1135 (265 amino acids)
Source: RefSeq, a predicted model, not a curated record